Echinops telfairi (small Madagascar hedgehog) is the source of this 3458-nucleotide messenger RNA. RefSeq names its product zinc finger protein 662 (gene ZNF662). Gene Ontology annotation, molecular function: DNA-binding transcription factor activity, RNA polymerase II-specific; RNA polymerase II cis-regulatory region sequence-specific DNA binding. Gene Ontology annotation, biological process: regulation of transcription by RNA polymerase II. The record is from RefSeq and is a predicted model, not a curated record. The coding region runs from base 1131 to 2522 and encodes 463 amino acids. The transcript is spliced from 5 exons. Lineage: Eukaryota; Metazoa; Chordata; Mammalia; Afrosoricida; Tenrecidae.
AGCCGGACCCGCUGAUGGUAAAUGAAGUCGUCUGCGGUUGCAGAGAGGUGAAGGGGAACCAACCAGCCAGAGCCUUUGAGCUCCGGAGUGCCACUCGGGAGGCCAACAGGUGCCGUCCAGCGCUUGGAACGUGAUGUACCAGAAUGAUCUCCUCUUCAGUGUGGAGGCAGACAGCCCGACUCGAUGGCCUGUAACGCGGGGACUGAUACGAAGUCUUGAUAGUUGUAGGCGAACACUCUCUGUAUUCCUUAAGGGAGUGCCUGGACAGGAAGGAAAGACAAGUUGCAGCAACUCGGGUUCCCAAAGAAAUAGGGUUUGCUGAGAUUGGCACACGGGGAAGGAGUGUGUUGGAAUGCCGGGGAUGCAUGGCACGUGGAGUGCACAGUGGAGUCCAGGUUAAAGUCUAUCCUGUUGAAUACAGUCUCCAGGGCUCCCAGAAUCCCAUGAUGCCUUUGCUGCCUCUUUGACUGGUAGCCAUGACUGGGAGGGAGAAGGGAGGAAGGGUCUUAUAGGGGGAAUGCAGGGGUGUCAGGCAUGAGGAUAGAAGGGAGGAUGGCAUCGUAGGUAAGAGACAAAGAGGCCAUGCUCGAUAUCAGGUCUAUGACUUUGAGGAAGUUCACUGGGGCUGUGAGGCAUAAACUGCAUAGGUUAAUUGCUUGCCACAGGCUUAACCAGCGGUAGCUCUUGAUAUCAAGGUUGCUGGGCUCCAAAGGAGCACACACCAGAGAAGGGUUGGGAUCCAGAACCCAGGUGGUGGUUUUGAGGAUAGAGAUGAAGCAGGGGGACUCUUACCGAGAGAGUCCUGCAGAAGAGGCGAGGAGGCUCGCUGCCCUAAAGAUGAAGACACUUGAGAAAGCUGGUCUUUUCUGUAAGUCGAAGGUGAAAUCUGCUUAAAGUACCCUGUGGUAUUCAGAACCCAGGUACCCAACAGGGUUUCUCUCUAGGGCUUCUUAGUGCCCCGUUCGCCCCUUUAUUCCAGGCCUGGGUCCUGGGGGUUAUCCUAGGGCAUUUCAACACAUUUCAGGGGCUGGUGACCUUUGAAGAUGUAGCUGUGUACUUCUCGGAGAACGAAUGGACCAGCCUGGCUCCUACGCAGAAGGCUCUGUACCGGGAUGUGAUGCUGGACAAUUAUGGGGCCGUGGCUUCCCUGGGGGAGACCCUGGCCCAACACUGAACAUCCUCAUACAAGUCUUGAACUUGAGAGCUCUAAGAGAGGACAAGACAGCUCAGUCCCUCAACAGGGAAACAGGAAAGGAGCCCUUCCGUUUCCCAAGCCACCCCUGAUUUCCCAGCUGGAACGAGGAGAAGCACCUUGGCGGUCAGUUCCUCGGGGAGCUCCGGAUGGAGAGGGCCAGAGGGGCACCUGCUCAGGGUAUCCAUUUCUGAAGCUUCCUGGGAUCCCCCAGCCUGAACAGGAGGAGGAGCCCCUGAACCCGAAACUGCAUGGAGCAGGUCCAGGCCUAAUUUGGACUGAGGCUGUGUCGAAGAGUGAAAAAGAGGAUUUUGUUCUGAAGCAGCAAUUAUUUCAGGAGGCACAUGACCAUAUGAUGCUAUCAAGUGGAUCCCAGUGGUAUGACUCCCAGGAAUUCUGGUUUGGAAAGACCUGUGCAGUGGAGAAAAGUAAGCUAGGGAGAUGGCCCACUGGGGAAAGCAUGGCAAGUACGACAAAUGAUGUUAUAGAAGUGACUGCCAAGGAUGAGAUGGUCUCAGUGGAAGCAAGCCCAGACAGGACUGAUCUCAGUACUCACCUGACCACGCGUCAGAAAGUUCUAAGUAAGCAGCUAUACUAUGGAUGUGAAGAAUGUGGCAAAUGUUUUAAUCAAAAUGCAGACUUUGGUCAACACCAGAGAACUCAUAAUAAAGAAAAAGUCUAUGGAUGUAAGGAGUGUGGAAAAGCUUUCCGUUUUAGAUCACGUUGCAUUGCACAUCAGAGAAUUCACACUAGGGUGAAGCCCUAUGAAUGCCAAGAAUGUGCUAAAGCCUUUGUUUGGAAGUCAAACCUGAUUAGGCAUCAGAGAAUACACACUGGAGAAAAGCCCUUUGAAUGUCAGGAAUGUGGGAAGGGCUUUAGUCAGAACACCAGCCUGAUACAACAUCAGCGGAUCCACACUGGGGAGAAACCAUACACAUGUAAAGAAUGUGGGAAAAGCUUUACUCGGAACCCUGCCCUUCUCCGGCAUCAGAGAAUCCACACUGGGGAGAAGCCUUAUGAAUGUAAGGUCUGUGGGAAAGGCUUCAUGUGGAAUUCAGACCUUGCUCAACACCAUAGGGUCCACACUGGGCUGAAGCCUCAUGAAUGCACCGAGUGUGGGAAAAGCUUCAUUUGCAAGGCACACCUUGUCCGACAUCAGAGAAUUCAUACUGGGGAGAGACCUUAUAAAUGUAAUGAUUGUGGGAAGGCCUUCAGUCAGAAUUCCGUCUUAACUAAGCACCAGAAGCGCCAUGAUAGAGAGAAAUCCUUUAACUGUCCGAUCCCUUACUUUCUUGAACAUGAGAGACAGAGUGGAGAUGCUUGUUUGUAGUCGUCAUGCUGUAGGAAGUGCAGAGAAAAUGGGGUGACCUUCCACAGUUUUACUUUUGCCUUCUCCUGAACAUAUAGCCAAUGCUUUUAAGAAGACUGGGUUCCCUGUUCCAUCAUGUUUCCAUCAGCCACUAUGCAGACAGGCACCUACUAUGUGUCAGAUGCAGACAGGCACCUACUAUGUGUCAGAUGCUUUAUAUGCAUCCUUUAUUUAAUUGUCUUAAUAAUUUUAUUAAGGUGGGUACUCAUCUCCAUUUUACAAAUGAGGAAUUGGAGUCCAGAGUUCACGGUUCUUUAUUUAAUUAUGCACAUUCCCACCUCUACUUUCCCCACCCACCUCAAGUUUUUCUGAGCCAAAAUUUCCUUUCUUCUAAGACUCAGCUUGCUCAACUCAGCAGACUUCUUUUUCCACACUGCUUGUAGUCAGCACCACCCAAAUUGGUAGUACAUGCUGUCUUGUAUUUUUACUUUUGCCUUCUCCUGAACAUAUAGCCAAUGCUUUUAAGAAGACGGGGUUCCCUGUUCCAUCAUGUUUCACGUUGAUAGUCUCACGUGUGCCGUCCUCACCACCAGCUAAAUUGCUCAUUGAGAGCCAAGAGUACAUUUUGUAUAUUUUAAAACAUUUUUGACAAGCUACAACAUGAACGUGAUCAGUGCAUGGAAAGCGCCCAAUGAGAAGUUUCCUUCUCAGUCCUCUCCUUAGAGGCGAUCCCUGCUGCCAUCUGCGUAUCCUUCUGGAAAUAGAAUCUAUAUGAGGGGCGUCAAACAUUUUUUUGAGAAAUGGAAUUAAAAUAUAAUGAUUUUUUUCACAAACUUUUAGAAGCCCCCUUGUAUCAUAUAUGCAAGUGUUUAUUAAUAUUGCUUUUAAUAAGUCUACCUCACCCAAUGCCUACUUGCUAUAAGUGAUAUUGAAAUUAGCAUUGCUAACUCCAGAAUC